Messenger RNA from Megalobrama amblycephala (Wuchang bream), 1522 nucleotides. RefSeq lists its product as uncharacterized. The record is from RefSeq and is a predicted model, not a curated record. Bases 625 to 1281 code for a protein of 218 amino acids. NCBI's taxonomy places the organism in Eukaryota, Metazoa, Chordata, Actinopteri, Cypriniformes, Xenocyprididae. Gene Ontology annotation, cellular component: external side of plasma membrane. Gene Ontology annotation, biological process: T cell receptor signaling pathway; regulation of T cell proliferation. The transcript has 4 exons.
AUUAAAAACAGGAAACAUGAAGACUUACUAAAUCAGCUUUUUUUUUUAAAGGCAUUUCCCCCACAUCAUUUGUAUGAAUGUGUCACCCUGGGUGUCAGAUAGUCAGAAAAUGCUUUGUAUGCACUUAAAAAAAUUCAUGUAGGCCUUUUCUGAUCAAGGUUGUGUACGUUUCUGUCAUUUUAUCUUUGAAGAGCCCUCUUAGGAGCUGACUUUCUUUUUCUUCCUCCCUCUCUCUUUCUUUCAUUUUCUGCAUCUGUUACUCUCAAGUAUAAACCCACUUUAACCCUAAAUAACCCCCCCUGACAACUACUCAAACAGACAGUUUACUAGAAAACACCCACAGGGGUCUCCUUUUCUACCUCCCCUCACUGAGGAAACACCAGCUACUGUAUGAUGCCAUGAGAAUCUCUACCAAACGCACUAUAUGAAACCUUAACAUGCAAAUAACAUCAACCACAAAGGGUGCAAGAAGAAAAUGGAAACUUCCUGUUUGGCUUGCGAUCCGUUCUUCUGUUACAGAAUUUCUGUUACGCGCCAUACUUGCAGAAUAGUGCCACAACGAACGGCAGUAGAUCUGCCAUUUUUAACAGCACUUCCAUUGUGUGAAGACUUAGAAUACAACAGAUGGAGAUUUUCAGGACAUCUGUGACCCUUUUAAGUAUCUGUCUCUUCCAUAGCACCCUAUCUGAAACACAGAGCAUAUGCAAAGGCAAUCUUCCACCGGUUAAGCAUGUGGCAGUGGACAGCAAUGUUACUGUGCCCUGCCCUGUACUCAGUGCAACAGAAAUGGACUUCAAAUUGUUUAAAGGCUCAGACCAGGUCACCUCCAUUUAUAUCAAGAUAAAUGAUACAUCCAUCAACAAAAAUAACAACAGCCCAAAUUUCCCUGCCGAUCUCAACGUUAAUCAUCUGGAUAACAGUAGCAGUUUCAUCUUGUUCGGUGUGACUACGAAUUUUACAGGCCUGUACACCUGUGAGGCCGAGAUAAUCUAUCCACCUCCAUUUAAGAAAGUGUCACACACACCACAAACUAUUGUGUUUGUUGAAGCAGAGAAACCAGUUAAAAUUAGUGAUCUCUGUCAACAUGGAAGUCAACUGGUUUUAUGGAUUGUGUUUGGAGCCAUUGUCAUAUAUGGGGUGGUAAUGACUUGCAUCGUUUUCAUUUUGCGGAUCAAGUGCAGUCAAAUUAUUACUCCCUUCAAGGACAGAGAAUGCAGACGGAAAUGGCAAGGGGUUCAACAUCCAACCUGGCAGGGUUUUCACAAAGACACUGUAGUAUGAGACUGUCUGACAAUAUUCUAUGAAACCUGUACAAAACAACAUCAAAUUAGUCAGCCAGCCAUGUUUUAAAAAUGGCACACAGCAAUGGUGACAUCCUGAGAAAAAUCCGACUACCUUUAAAUUUUUUCAUUGUUUUAUAUGUACCCAUAUGUAGCCAAAAUAUUAUUAGCCUUGCUGGCAUGUGUGUGUGUGUGUGUGUGUGUUUUAACAUUUAUUUCGAAAUAAACAUAGUACAACAGUC